UAUACUUGUAAUGCACUAGUUAUGCGAAUGAAUUGAACUUCACGUUAUAAGGGUACCGCGUCCAGAUGUACUUUUGAUCCUCUCAUCCAUGCAUAUUUCUUAAUCCAACUUCCCUCCUCAAUCUGCGCUUCACUACGCACGAUGAGUAUCAGUGACCUCAGCUCCCCUUCUCCCGCAGAAGUGGAGAAUCUCGUGGUUCUUUUCGUCGGCUUCGCAUUGGCAACAUUCUUAUAUGGCUUGACAUUCUUUCGUGAGUAUUUAACGCCCUCUCAUUGGUGGUGUGGUAACUUUCGCUUUCCAGCUGGCGCACGCAAUUUCGAGCGCUUGAAAGCUCGCACAAGACUGUGGCUCUACAUUUGCACGAGGGAUGUGUUGGGUGCUGCGAUGCGGCUGCUGAGCAUCAGGCCUCUGGAGAGGAUGUAGUGGGUGUUUUUUU
This is a messenger RNA of Suillus clintonianus, 436 nucleotides long. RefSeq lists its product as uncharacterized. Gene Ontology annotation, molecular function: aminoacyl-tRNA ligase activity; ATP binding. NCBI's taxonomy places the organism in Eukaryota, Fungi, Basidiomycota, Agaricomycetes, Boletales, Suillaceae. The transcript is spliced from 2 exons. Gene Ontology annotation, biological process: tRNA aminoacylation for protein translation. The record is from RefSeq and is a predicted model, not a curated record. Bases 142 to 423 code for a protein of 93 amino acids.